UCCCUUUUUUAAAUUUCAAUCACCAUUUCCACAUACGAAACUGCACUGUCAGUAACCUUAGAAACUCCCAAGAACUCUCUUCUCCACAUUUCCUUCCUCUUAUUUCUCCAUAUAUAUACGCAUAACAGAAGACAAGAUAGAAUAUUCUAAUCUUUUUCCUUCGAUCAUCUCUUCUUAACUAACCUUUAAUUAUUUUAGUUAUCAAUGGAGAUCACAGUCAUAUCAGCUCAAGGUCUCAAGAGCAAAUCUUCAGGCCCUUUCUCUCACCGUCUCCGCCCCUUCAUCACCAUCACCACUUACCCAUCAACUCCAUUCAACGGUAAUAAGAAGUGCCAUGUUUACUCUACAAGAAUUGAUGAUCAAGGAGGAGUUAAUCCCACCUGGGGUGAUAAAUUUCAUAUGCCUAUCGAUACUGCUUUUCUUGCUAACAGAUACAACUGUAUAUGCCUUGAGCUCUACACCAAAAGGCUUAUUAUGGGAAAAGUUUUAUUAGGUUGGUGCCAAAUUCCGGUCACUGAUAUUGGGUUCCCUCCGGUAAAUUCGGUUAAACACUUGAGUUACCGGAUACGUGCCAGAGAUGGUACAAGAGGUCACGGGACUGUCAAUCUUGCCAUUAAGUUAACUGGGUGUCAACCGGUUGUCGGACAAAGAUUAAUCUCAGAUUCAGAUAAUCAUCAUCAAAAGGAUUCUGAUACUUGUGAAACGGUGAUUGGUAUUCCGAUAAAAAGAGGGGGAAAGAAAGAAACAGCAACUGUUGCUCUUAUAAGAUGCGUAUGGCCGUGGAUCAACAAGGAAAGAUGGGUUUAGAUUCUAUUGUAGCUCCUGUGAACAGAAGAACAUACAAAAUUAUCAUAAAUAGGGGAUCCAGUCCAGGUCUAGGACAGAGGCUUGACCUUUGCAGAUUGGAAGAGACAAUUAGCACAUGGCUAUGUGGGUCUGUAUUUUUCCCUUGCGCAGUAUUUUCCUGGAAUUUAGCUAGUUGACUUGGUUUACUUGAUGUGAUUUUUCCGACUUUGUUC
This is a messenger RNA of Jatropha curcas, 1019 nucleotides long. Its product is annotated as BON1-associated protein 2. Gene Ontology annotation, biological process: defense response. NCBI's taxonomy places the organism in Eukaryota, Viridiplantae, Streptophyta, Magnoliopsida, Malpighiales, Euphorbiaceae. The record is from RefSeq and is a predicted model, not a curated record.